CUUGCCGAAGACAACCCAUUAAACAUCAAGAAAAUCUUGGAUGUACGAAAAGUGGGCAGACUUUUCGAGUACCUGUUGGAACAAUCAGAUAAACCCAGCUCAGAAACAUCCUGGUUCAUGCUCAACGACAUUCCGGACACCUAUAACGAACUGUUAGAAACUUUCCACUGUUGA
Messenger RNA from Cantharellus anzutake, 174 nucleotides. RefSeq lists its product as uncharacterized. The transcript has a single exon. The record is from RefSeq and is a predicted model, not a curated record. Lineage: Eukaryota; Fungi; Basidiomycota; Agaricomycetes; Cantharellales; Hydnaceae. The annotation marks the transcript as partial.